This is a messenger RNA of Phycodurus eques (leafy seadragon), 2486 nucleotides long. It is a transcript of the gene otx1, whose product is annotated as orthodenticle homeobox 1. Gene Ontology annotation, cellular component: nucleus. The record is from RefSeq and is a predicted model, not a curated record. Bases 440 to 1456 code for a protein of 338 amino acids. The transcript has 4 exons. Gene Ontology annotation, biological process: regulation of transcription by RNA polymerase II; multicellular organism development. Gene Ontology annotation, molecular function: RNA polymerase II cis-regulatory region sequence-specific DNA binding; DNA-binding transcription factor activity, RNA polymerase II-specific. NCBI's taxonomy places the organism in Eukaryota, Metazoa, Chordata, Actinopteri, Syngnathiformes, Syngnathidae.
CACACGCACCACAAGCACAACCGCAACCCACACACGACGCACUCUCCACGGCCCACGGACGACCCGCCGACGCCGGAGCCCUCCGCCGGACCUGCUUCCAGAGCUUUUGAAAGCCGACAUGUCGAGCGCUUUUCUAGCAGAAGGACAGCGACUUUAGGCGGCUUGCGUGCUUUCCUGCUUCCGCUGCCGUCGCCGCCGCCGCCGCCGCCGCCGCUGCCGCUGCCGCCGCCGCUGCUGCUGCUGGAUACUCUGAAUUAGUUUCACUUGCUGGAAAGCAGAAAGAAAGACAGGAGACACACAAACAAGCGAGCCGCCUGUGGCCCUCGCUCGCGUCCCCGCCGUCAAGCUGCAGCAUCCCCGGGGCCGAGCAGCAGCAGCGGCGGCGGCGAGCCUGCAGUGGGCCGAGCUGGGCGGCGCCGCGGUGAGCGCCGGCUGUAGCAUGAUGUCCUACCUCAAGCAGCCUCCCUACGCGGUCAACGGCCUGCACGGCCUCAGCGGGGCCGCCAUGGACCUGCUGCACCCCUCCGUCGGAUACCCGGCGACGCCGAGGAAGCAGCGUCGCGAGAGGACGACGUUCACCCGAUCCCAGCUGGACAUCCUGGAGGCUCUGUUCGCCAAGACUCGCUACCCGGACAUCUUCAUGCGAGAGGAGGUGGCGCUCAAAAUCAACCUGCCCGAGUCACGCGUCCAGGUGUGGUUCAAGAACCGCCGGGCCAAGUGUCGUCAGCAGCAGCAGAGCGGCGGGGGCGCCAAGGCGCGGCCCCCCAAGAAGAAGUCGUCCCCGGCCCGCGAGAGCACGGGUUCGGAGAGCAGUGGCCAGUUCACGCCGCCCGCCGUCUCCAGCACGGGUUCGUCGUCGUCGUCGUCCGCGGCCUCCAAUCACGCGGCGGCGCUGAGCAGCAGCACGGCGCCGUCCAUCAGCACCGUGUCGUCCAUCUGGAGCCCCGCCAUCUCCCCGGGUAACGCCCCCGCUCCGGCCGCCGCCCCCUCGGCCGCCCCCCUCCCCGAGCCCGGCCCGCCCUCCAACGCCUCCUGCAUGCAGCGUUCCGUGUCGGGGUCGGCCGCCGCCUCGUACCCCAUCUCCUACAACCAGACGGCGGGCUACGGCCAGGGCUACCCGGCCCCCUCCGGCUCCUACUUCGGGGGCGUGGACUGCGGCUCCUACCUGGCGCCCAUGCACUCCCAUCACCACCAGCUCAGCCCCAUGGCCGCCUCGUCCAUGUCGACGCAUCCGCACCACCACAUCGGCCAGUCCUCGGGACACGCGCACCACCACCACCCGCACCACCACCACCACCCGCACCAGGCCUACGGCGGAUCCGGACUGGCCUUCAACUCGUCCGACUGCCUGGAUUACAAAGAGCAGACGGCCGCCUCGUCCUGGAAGCUCAACUUCAACGCCUCUGACUGCUUGGACUAUAAAGACCAGACCUCCUGGAGGUUCCAAGUCUUGUGAUCGCUGACUUUUUUUUCUACCCCCGAUGAAAGCGGCUGGAUCGCUUGGGAGCCGGAACACUCUCGCUCUUAGAAUUCCCGGUCGGGAACGUGUUCCGCUAUGUUCUUAAUCCAGAACUCUCACAGCCGGUGGGUUUGGUGCGCUCGGGAGCCAGAGCACGCAGACGGCAGAGUGUGGAAUUCUAGGAACUCUAGGGGCCGGAAUGAUCCCGCUCCCGAGUGCUUCGGCUCCUGAAUAUUCUCGAGCCGGAAGCGCUCGCGAACCGGAAAAAUCUAGCUCCAUGAAUUUCGUGUUUGGAGCAUGUUGCGCUCCGGACCCGGAAUUUUCGGAGCUGGAAUACUCCUGUCUCCCGAGUGCGCCGACCCCUGAAAGUUCAUGAGCCGGAACUCUCUGCUCCAGAAUUCAGAGUGGAACACGCUCCUAGAGUUCCUCACUCGGUUUACUAGACGCUGCAGCUCUGAGAUUUCAAGCUCAUGAAUGUUCAGGUGCCAGAGCACUGGAAACUCCUACAAUUCUGCACUCCGGCUCCAGAGCUCUCCAAACACGCUCCGGUCCCGGAAUCCUCGGAACCACAGUGUUCCGGCUCCUGAACGUUCACGAGCUGGAACCCUCAGAGCUGGAGCGUCCGGGAGCCAGACCGCUUCGGCUCCUGAACGUUUGUGAGCCGGAACUCUUGGAGCUGGAAAUGUUGGAGCCAGAACGCUAGAGUCGGGACUUGCAGGAAAAAAAAUGACGAGAACAAAAUACUUUUUUUAAAGGUGGGGGAGACGACCAGAACAGCCGUGUGGAAUAUCAAUCAAAAAGCCCCUCAUUACACACUUUUCUUUAUUUGUGUUCUUUUUAGAGGAGAGUUUUAGUCAGCGCCUGAGCUGAAAGUGUGUAAAUAUGUAUUUGGGUCAGUUCCAGUGACCGCCUUUAGAUGGUGUUUUUUGCAACUCUUUACUACACACGUUGGGAGGGAAGAAAAUUACUGAGGGGAAAAAAAAAAAUGUAAAUGUUUCCAAAGAGAUUAAAUUGGCGCCCUUAAAAA